AUGAUGAUAUCCGAAAUUACUCCGUCACGGAUAUACCUCUUACCAAUACUGGCCUUGUUUGUUUUCUCGUGGACAUAUAGUCUCUCCCAAAUCAUCAAAUUCCCUUUCGCUCUCAUCAAUCAGAUCGUUCAUAUAACAUGGAGCAUCAUUUGUUUCAACGUCAAAUGGUUCGUUUACCUUGCCAUCCCGUCUCUUAUACCGCAAUAUUACUUUCUAUGGCCAUGGAUCAUUCGACGUGUUCCCCGACUUCGCGCUUCUCGCUUCAGCGUCAUUGGAGCUUUCAGAGGAUUGGAAUGGAGAUCUUCAAUCGGAGGUGCGGAUGACCAACCUACUAUCUAUAUAGAAAGCGGUGCUUGGAGAUGGGGAGGGUUGAAAGGUGAUGGUACUGGUGUCUUUAUCUAUCGUAUUGAAGAUGUCACCAUAAGACUUAGAAAGAAUGAUUUGAAUCAACCCACAAAGCACACACAUCAAUCUUCUUCUUCUUCUUUACCUUGGAUCGUUAGAUGUCCACUCAACAAUGUUCAGACUUAUCUCAAGCGGUCAAGGUCUCGUUUGACUCGGUCCAUGACAAAUCCUAAUGGAUACUUUGCCAGAUCAGUAAUAUGGAUUACUCAAGUGAACAUUCAUUACAUCCCAUGGCUCGCUAGAAUAGUGUCAUUAGAAAUGAAGAAUUGUCGUGUCAUCUUUCAAGAUUUAGAUAACAUGGAGCUUGUAUUUGACGAAUUUGGGUUAGGUGCAAUGAUUAAUUUUCAAGGUGAAGUCGAAUCGGAUCAAAUCGUACAAGUCCCUACUCCAUCCUCUUCACCCAAUCCAGCAUUUGAAGCUUUCAUGCGAGAAAAUCCACUUUGUACUUCACCAAUUGUGGAAAGAGGUCGAUCAAACUUUUCCCCACCCAACUCUCCUCCAACCUCUCCAAACUUUUCGCCCACUACCUCUCCACCCUUAUCACCCACAUUCGGAUCAUUAGCUCCUCCUGAUCACCCAUUCAUGUCUCCUUCACCUAUGUCACCUAUGCGAGGUGAAAGAUCAUCAUCUCGUUUGGCCGAUGCUCGAAGAAGGGCUUCUGUCUUGGGUACCAGUACCAGGACAACAGCCGCUUACAUAUGGAGUAGAGGUACCGGUCGAUUGUACGGAUCUCUCACAGCCACUGGAUAUCUAGUGAAUCCCCGUGUAGUUCAACGCAAAUCAGCAAAUGCCCCAUCAUCGACUAGCCCAUCCUCGGUCAGUCCAACUCAUUCAACCAUCACUCCCACUUCCAUACGCUCGAUACAUACUCUUCUACGAUCGAGUACCUCCUAUGUCCUUCCGACACGAUCUAGUAUAGAUUACGAAAGCCUUAUCAACCUAGGUGGUCGCACGAGAGCUUCUAUCAGUCUCACCUUCGGACCUAAGCGGGGUUUAUUUGGGGAGGACACCCUAGAUGCUGAAUUGGAGUUAGGAGAACUCAGUAGUAGUGUUGAAGCAGUAGAGCAGCUGCAAGAAAUGGCAAAAAGACUUACCCGGCGACAAGAAAAACGCCCUUCAGCAGUCGUCAGAACAGUCAAAGCUCCUUGGAGUGCUCGAGGAUGGCAAAGGAUCGGUCUUCGAGCCUUCAAAUCUGUCGAUGUCAAUGUCCGUAACUUCAGCAUUGCCCAUCGUCUAUCCUCAGUUUUCGGACCAGCUACUCAACCAUUUCCGACUACUUUCACUUCAUCCACGGACGAGAAAUACACCGUCUCGCUUGACCUGAAGAGUGUUCAGCUCACGAUCGCUGCUGCCGAUGCUUCCAAUAAUGAUCGAGCGAGAAAUGCCUUUGGUACCAACUCGGCUCCGGAAUCGAAAAUCCGCGGUAUAGGAUUUGAGAUCAAAUGGGAAGCAAUCAGUUUAGAUUGUCUCGCUCCUCGAGAAAAGGUUGACGAGAAGAGCCAAUUGCUGGUUGUUCGAAAUGGAUCCUUUGACGGAUUCUCUUCUUGGCGACCAGCUGGGUGGAAGAGAGAAGAGUUGUUGUUCUCUUCUGAUCCCAAUCUAGCUUUAAUAGUGUUCAGAGGUGAGAUUGGUUCCAUCAAUACUGCUAUCGAUCUUCAACUACUUCAUGAACUCGGGGCAGCUUGGCGGAUCACUCACCCGAAGCGGAAAAACCAGGAGGACGGUGUUGCUUCCGCCAAUAUGAGGAAGAUGUACGGUCUUCCGCCUCGAUCGCGUGUGGUAUUUGACAUUGGGCAUAUAUCUGCUCAAUUGGCAGACCGUUUGUCAGACAAUAAGACAACCCUGACUUUCGAUUCAGAUGGUGUACAUUGUGGAUGUUUUACUGGAUUCACAGAGCUUUCUGGCCGAAGAAGAGAUAAACCUACAAGUCGGAAGGCAUUUGAAGACGAAGACAAGAUACGAGAGCAACGCGCCAAGAUGUCAAACUUGGAUUACGCUCUUCCUCCUGUCAUGCUUCCUCGUCAUGUCAGACGCUCUGAAAAUCGACCGUGCGCAACCCUCUCGGACGAUUUUUCCAUAUCAUUGAAAGGUGAUGCCCAGAUGAAUAUCGAACCGCUGAGGAUCAAGAUAAAAUUGUCCGAUGACAACUUUCACGACUUGGCAAAUGUUGGUCGUAUACAUGGUACAGUAUCAGGAGAUGUCUUGGGUCGACAUGAAGUGACCGACAGCAAGACAGAGACCGCUUUCUUUGAUUGGACUUCUCUAUCGUCUAACUUUGACAUGGGUAUCGAUGAGGGUAUCAACAUAGAACUUUGGAAAAAGGAAGUUAUUGAAGCACUUAUAGUAAUGGGGGAAGCGCACCAAUCCAGCUCACCUCAAAAUCCCCGAUCUUCCCGAUCUGACGAUAAGAAGACUUUCAACCGCUUGCCAUCCGGUGUAUCAGCUCGUUUCUCACUCGGUACCAUUAACUUGUUCAUUGGUCAUGAAGAUAUCAAUCCCGCAAUGAAAGGCAAACACAGUCCACCUGUACGAGGUACGUGGAUCCAGACUUCCGCUAUAUUCGAGUAUGCACUAUACAGACACCAAGCCCAAGCUUUCCCAUGGAGACACCAUCUCACAGCGCCGCAAAGAGCGAAACUUCAACUUCCUGAAGAUAUCACUGUUCAAGCAUUGGCUUUCGCUACCAAAUACAGAUCAGAUGGAGGUACCGCAGCUCUCACUUCCCUUGUAGUAGAGGACUUUAUCGUCAGACCCAUCUACAACGGUAAUACUUUUGUAGCCAACGGUGGCACGAAACGAAAGAUGAUGUUCAGCCCUUUACAGCCUGCCAAACACUUUGAUGACACUCAUUGUGGUGCUUCUCAGAUCCUUCGCACGCGCCUCAAAACGCUGAGAGACAAGGAAUUCCCAUACACGGAAGAAGAGUUGAAGCAUAACAAAAAGCGUCCCUCACUCGAAAGUUAUAUCCCCAAGCUUGAAUAUCCCGUACCUCCACUUGAAGUGGGCAUUAUGGAGCAAGCUCAACGACCUUGGCUUAGAAUACGCAACUCCAGAGUACAUCUGACAGUCCAACAGACCAGAGCCGAUUCCGACACGGAAUUCAAGAUCACUAGUAGACUCGAUAACGUGGCCUUGCUGAGCAAUUACCCUCAUCUCUACUCCAACCUUCACGCUGGUCUCACUGUCAAGAAACUCAUGGACGCCUGGAAGAAGUCCAAUAAACCUGCAGAUGCACCUCGGCGAGAACACAACCUCAGUAUCGGCAUCUUGAUUCCCAAUCUUACUAUCCACAUGGCGUUCCCACUGAAGGAACAACUGUAUUUUUACUCAUCAAAUGUAUCGAUCAAUAUGCCCCCAUCGACGGGUCUAUCAUUCUCUGCCGAUCAAGCCCUGGUUUACGUCCCCAGCUUUACUAAGCUUGGAGACUGGGAGGAACUCGGUCGUAUUAAGCGAUCAUCUGUUUCUCUCUCUGAGCCUGGUAUGCCCCUUGAAAUCAACCCCAAAGUCGAAGCCAUCAGAGUAAGGAUCCCUUACAAGUACGAGAUGAAUAGCCUUGUCCUGGAUGUCAGUGUCACAAUCAAAACGCUGAAACUUUUAUUCCGAAACUUCUUCGGGUAUCGUGAAUUUGUGGUUCGACAUAAUUCAGCAGCUGAAGCGCCUAAAAGAAUCCCUAAAUUUCGUUUCGAAAUUGGUUCAGUGUCCCUCGAGGCCAAAGAUGAUCCAGCUGACACAAACUUGAAUCUCAUUUGGCGAGCUGGAUACCACGAGCAGGCCAAGAGGAACGCUCUGGAAGAUACUUUUGCUAAGAAAACAGCUCUUUUAGAUAAUUCCAACACCUCCUCUGAAGAAAGCUUACAUGUCAAUGGAACGAGACCGGAUCCUAAACUAACCAAACGAGCCACAGUAGAUCUGGAAGACGCCCGUGAUAGACUAGAUAGGUAUAUAUCGGGUGUUUGGAUCAAGCGAAUGCGCUUGGCAAUACAUGAGCAAAAGAGAAGAGAAGCCGCUACGCUUCGACCGAUGCAUGGUUGCGGUCCCAACAUCAAACUACCAAUCAACAUUUUACCAUCGAGUCAGACUGCUCCUCUCUUCCGGUUUACUCUACAAAAUGUUGAUCUCACCAUCUCUGAUCCCGGCUUGAAUCGUACCGAAAUCAUCGAUUAUAUGGGCAAGGUUUCAUCGCCUUUUGACGACGGAGUGGAGUUCUCACUUAUGGUACCUCUCAAGAUCGAAUGGACAAUGUCGGAAGCGAAAUGUUCUCUACGAGAUUAUCCAUUGCCCUUACUCCGAGUUCAGCCUACCGACAAUGUGAUUCCUGCUUUCCACAUGUCAACGCGAUUCAUCAUCGCUGAGGAAUACGCAGACGACGACUCAACAGCUUUCAUACCUGUUGAAGUAUUGCCCAAAGGAUGUGGUGGGUCAGAUUAUCCCGCAUUCACAGUGGAAGUUGCCAAGACUAUCAUGCCCGUGAAAAUGUACGGUGAACCAAGAUUCAAGAUUUAUUCCAAAAAGACAACAGAGUUUGCUUGGGGUAUGGCUUAUCAGUUCGCUAUUCAAGAUUUCGCCAAAGUAGUAGAAACGUUUGGUCACGCUCCAAGAGAUCCAAGUCCCAAACUUGCUUUCUUCGAUAAGAUGCGAUUAGUUUGUCAUCUGAAGCCUAUCGUAGAAUUUGAAGGACCUGUACAUCUUCACUUGAAAGGUACAUUUGAUCCUUAUUCAAUCACUGGCCUCGGGGCGGGAUUUGCUCUUGCUUGGAAAGGCAAUACCAAGUUCUUGAUCAAUCAACCUAAUGAACACCGUCAAGUGAUACAGAUUGUUGCGGACGAACUGCUUGUGGUCAUACCAGACUUGACAUCAUUGAGUGAUGGUGCGGCUACUGGUUCACCCACUCGUUCGGAAGAAGCUGGAACGCCAGGUAACGAGCUCGACGAGUCAGAUUCUUCUAUGAUCAGUCGUCGAUAUACCAAACCAUGCGCCAAGUUCGUCAACGGUACGAGGGUAGGAUUCGGUUUUGCUUUUGAGCGAACUUGCAGACCAUGGAAUUGUCAAGAAGGGUGUGGAGAUACGGAAAAUCACUUACAUCGGAAAUGUCGUUUCUUCGAUUUCUUACCACAUCAAAAAGUCAUUCUCAGAUCCGCUCAAGCUCUCAAGAAAGAGUCAGAUAAAUUAGGCAGAAAAGUCGACUCUUACGAAGGGUUCCGGAGUGACUUUAGCCAUUUCUCGGUUUCGCUGAUUAGCCCAACUCAACAUGUACCACCAACUCGACCGGAAAACGAGAUUUCAGAACAUGUUAGCAGUCUCCAUUGUGCACCAAAGGCAAUGUAUCAUUUCCUCAGAUGGAUAAAACUAUUCAACCACGCCACAUGGCUGCCCACGCGUGAAGGUGGUCAGUAUGGUAGUUUGUAUCCUGGAUCCAAGCGAAAAACCAAACAGGAAAGCAAGCCACUUGCUACCAUCAAGUAUCAUUUCAACCUGGCACCGCUAUAUGUGUCUCAUGUGUAUCCACAAGUAACCAAGGAAUUAUGGGCUCAAGGCAAAUCUGAAUCCUUGGGUAUCAAAGUACGAGCAGGUCGGUUGUUAUUCGAUGCCCAUCAACGAUUGCAAGAACGGGUACAAUUCCACGAAGGAUACAACACAAGCAAGAUUGUUGCACAUAAAACACUUUACGCUGCCGACAUUGUUGCAGACGAUUUAACGAUCAAAGGUCUCAGAGCUCAUUUCGCUGAAAGAGUUAGACUUGAUGCUCAGUGUCGUGAUAAAUCGCCUCGCGCUUCGGAACUUCCACAAGAAUUGAAAGUUUGGUUUGAUCUGAUGGAUUAUAUAGAUGCAGAUCGAAAACCAUUAGAUGAAGAUCCUCAAAUUGAGAUUGUCGAUUUUGGAGAUUGUCCCCAUGUUUACUUUUGUAUCAGGAAAAAAGCUAAAGUGAUAGCGGCGAAUACCAAUUUACAAGACAAGAAAGGUAAUGAUAAUUUAGUCGGCAUAGAAACUACUAAAUUCGGGUAUGAGAAAACACAUCAUUGUUAUCUUGAUGAAGCGGAAACUAGGCAGCAAGUUGAAAAAAGAAUUGUUCAAAAAAGGAUUGAUGAACUUCAAGCAAGAUUAGAGUGUUAUCCAGUUUCACAAACAGGGGAAUAUCAGAACGAUAUGGCGGCCACUCAAAGUGGAAUCAAGCGUCUACAACGUCAUCUUGCGGACAUCGAUAGGGAGGAGAGUCAACAAUUGGAUAAAGAUAACUUAUCCCAACAUGGUGCUCAAGGUGCAGCAGCGAAAGGAGCAGAAAAGCCCUUUGAAACCACAAUCGAAAUUCAUGAUCCCAGAUUAUCCUAUAACACCUUGAAUAGGGAGAUUUUCUGGACUUACGUGUAUUCAGUAUCUGAUCGAAGAAAGGAGGAGUAUUAUACUUCUCACAAAUAUCUUCGGCAGUAUCGCAAAACAUUCCAAGAGCGUAUGAGGCGACUAUUACCUCAUCCCGGGGAUCACAGUAAUUCACCAGAUAACGAUACUGUACCCAAAAACAUGGUCGGAGAAUUAGUCAAAUCACUCACGGAACAAACACCUGCAUCCCUCUUCCGGUUCAUUGAUCUCGACAAUGAAGAUACAGCUUUCAAGAGAGCUAAUCUUGGUCUUCCCCCUGAAUGUACAGUCAGACCCUCAAUGCAGAUUCUUGUCUACAAACCUCAAAUCGCCUUACGAAGUGAUGCCACAGAAAAUGCGAUAGUGCUACUUGCGGUUCAAGAAGCUUCUGUCAAGGUCUUCUCGGCAGAAGACACUAAUCCGGUCGACAGUGUAACCGCAGCAAUUCUGACCAGAAACUACGCGCAGAUGAAAGAAGUUCAAGCAUUCUACCCCACAACAGAAGCACUCAAUCGAGAACGAUCGCGUCAUACAACUCGCGGUCUAGACUUUGUACCUCUGGAGAUCUUCCUCGAUGAAAAGAGUCAGGCAACGGAUUAUGAUCGAAUCCUUCUUAAGUCCAACCUGUCCGGCUCUUUUGACAAAUUCAAUCGUAUCAGAAUUCCUCAAGGUGUCAAUUGGCCUAUGAAUGCUGUAAACGAAAAUGGACAGCCUAUCGAGCAUCUCAAGAUUCAUCAGGACUUGAUGACAUUGAUAACUCCCCAAAUCAAUCUGAUUGCGACUUCCAAGCAUUAUGAUGCGUUAUACACAGUGGUGACGGAUCUGCUUGUAUAUGUCGAUCCAGAUCAUAGUCAUCGAAAUCAAGCGGUCAAAGACUUUAGUCGACAAUUUGAUACUGCCGAUCGUGAUCCCAAUCGAUUCAUCGUCGAUAUUCACACUCUCCAACAGACCAUGAGACACCUGAUGGAACUGCAACGAGGCUACGAAACCAAUCUCGAGCGUCUGGAAGAAGCCGGAAAAGAUGAACUGUUCAAGAUCCGUGCUGAUUUAGCAGAAGGUUACGAGAGUCUCUACACGAUCAACGCCCUUAUAUCAAACGCAUUAGCUAAAGAUGACGCCAGAGCCGCCUUGAAGAACGCCUUGAAAGUGGAUAUCCGAGUUCGUGGUGUCGCUUGGAAAAUGCUCAAAGAAGAUGCUGUGUCUUCCCUUGCCCAAAUCGAGAUUCAAAACGCGCUAUUCUCCUACAAUAUGAAUAGAAACGGUUCAAAUGAUGUAGCUGUCGUCCUUGGUAAUGUUCUUGCUAACAACCUGGAUCCAAACGCUUCAUAUCCGGAAAUCGUUAGUAGUAUCAGCAAAGAGACAAUGAGUGCGACGGGGAAGCGAAAAGUGAAACCACCUUUUGCACAACUCUAUUGGUCAUCUUAUCCCCCUAUCGGAGGUAUACCGGUAUUCCCAAAAGUCGAUAUUGCAUUUGCCGAUGUCCGAUUCAAAAUUGAAGAGAAGUUUGGACAUCAAGUCGUUGAUUAUAUCUUCUCGGACAGAAUCAGACGUCGAAAAGAUAAAGUCAAGAAACAACAGACUACAAAUGGGCAUAGUAUUACCAAGACAAACAACACCGAAUCUCGAUCUAUGACUCCUACUUCUUCAACAUUUCGAGGUACCGCUCAAACCGGUCCAUCAACCUCGACUGAGGAUCUCCAAUUGCCACCUUCAAGGGGAGAUCUGUUCCCAUUGUCGAGAUCGAAAUCACAAGUCUCACUUGUUUCCCAUACGGAACCUGAUCCGUUGUCAAUCCGAAACAAUGGGGACACGCUUGAAAUGAGAUUAAGAGCUGCUACCAAUAGGUACUUUGGGGAGAUCCGACUACACCAGAUGACCUUUGUUCUGACUUAUACCGCGGACGACACGAGAAAACACGGAACGCUGAGUAUGCCGGACUGUGUAGACUUCAAGUUCAAAACGCCUAAUUUAGUAUAUACUGGCGAGUAUUGGGUAGUAGAAGAGAUCUUUGAGCAUGUCAAGAAAGAUCUCAGAACGGCUGCUGUUUCUCAAUGGAGAGAUAUCAUAUCUCAACUAUGGGGCAAAACUUCCUUGUUCAAAUCGAGAAAGACUUUGACCAAAGUUGCCGCCCAGAGUCUGCCUUCACCUUUAAGGCAUAUAACCACUCAUUCCUCAACAGUGGCAGCGGCCACCGCGCAUAAAGACGAAUUCCAACCCAUUAAUGAUAUAGAAAGGGUGAUUUCUGGCGGUCAUAACCAUAGUCAUAAUCACAAUAACAGUCGCAGUCGAUCUUCUGAUAUUGGCUCACCUCAACAAGCCUUGAGCCCACAAGUGAUUAUCAGGGAUACAAUCGAUAACGGAAAUGGCAAUGGUAACUUGAUGACUUCACCUUCUUCAAUCUCGACGCUAAAUACAUCAAGUACUAAAUCAGAGCACGAUUCUGAGAAUGAUGAAGAGAAAGCAAGUGUAAGCGGAAGUAGCAGCAAACUGAAGGAUUUCUUGGGCAAAUUGAAGGCUAAACAUGGGAACAAUAAGCACGAUUCAAAUGGGAAUGGUAAUAGCAACGGACGUGAAACAGAUGAGCUCGCCAGAUCGAAAUCUAGAGGGGGGUCGAUCGAGAGAAUGCUUCAUCAAUCAAGCACUUCUUUAGGUCUAAUCCAUAAUCGAUCGAAGGAUAGACUGUAG
Messenger RNA from Kwoniella shivajii, 9444 nucleotides. RefSeq lists its product as uncharacterized. The record is from RefSeq and is a predicted model, not a curated record. The transcript has 15 exons. The coding region runs from base 1 to 9444 and encodes 3147 amino acids. NCBI's taxonomy places the organism in Eukaryota, Fungi, Basidiomycota, Tremellomycetes, Tremellales, Cryptococcaceae.